Entamoeba invadens IP1 is the source of this 429-nucleotide messenger RNA. RefSeq lists its product as hypothetical. The record is from RefSeq and is a predicted model, not a curated record. Lineage: Eukaryota; Evosea; Mastigamoebida; Endamoebidae. The coding region runs from base 1 to 429 and encodes 142 amino acids. The transcript has a single exon.
AUGUCUAAAGAAGAAUACCCGAUGAUGUCUGAUGUCGACAAAAUUGUGGAUAAAGUUCUUUGUCUAAAACGGAAAUACAUUGGAGAAAUCGGAGGAAAUCGGUGUGUUCUUGACCACACGGAAAUCAUGUUCAUUAAUGCUACAAAGGAAAUGUGCGACAUACUUGUAUUAUUCUACAAACGAAAGGAUGUGAAUCCGUUUGAUAUAAUACAAUUUUCACAUUAUGUUCACAAAUUGUUAGCACUGUGUAUUGGAUGUAACGAGAAGAAAGAAAUCUUUGAUAUCGUCGAUUUCAUGCUCAUCAUAACAAAGAUGAUUGAAAACUACGUUUCAUUAAAACGGAAAUUGAUUGAAAAACAGGUUUCAGACCACUUGUUACGAUCUGCAGAUGAUAUUUCAACAAUAGAAGAGGGAUAUUAUUUCAAUUGA